AUGAAGGCAGUCAACGUCGCCUUCUUGGCCUCGGUGCUCGCGCCGUCCAGCGUCAUUGCCGGCAGCCAGACCAGAGAUCAGCCAUCACCUGGUCCCACCGGCUCAACAUACCCGACUGGCUUCGACAUGACGACAAGCUGGGGUAAUCUGAGCCCAUACAAACCAGCCACAGCCUUUGGCGGCUUCGGUCUACCGCAAGGCGUUCCAAAAGGCUGCGAACUGUCACAGGUCCAUGUACUGCAUCGACAUGCGCAGCGAUACCCGACAAACUUCGGUGAUGGCGCCGUCAUGCAUGAUUUUGCGUACAAAGUCGGCAAUUAUACCGCCAAACACAAGAACUCCCCUGUCGGCACCGGGCCGCUUGAGUUUCUGAACCAUUGGCAGUAUAGCAUGGGAACCGACUUGCUUUUAGUCAACGGUGCUGCUACGGAGGCUACCUCUGGCGCCUGGUUUUGGAGUAAAUACGGCAACCUGCUGUACCGUGCGCCGCCGGGCGUGCCAUCGUAUACCCCGGAUUUGAAUACCUAUCCUAAUGGCACGGCUCGGCCGACGCCAGUCUUUCGUACCACCUCCCAAGCCCGUAUCCUCGAGAGUGCACGAUGGUGGUUGAGUGGGUUUUUUGGAAACGCCGGAGCCAACAGCUCUUACGACCUAUACGACUUGGUCAUUAUCCCCGAAGUUGAGCCCUUCAACAACACCCUGGCCUCGUACGACGCAUGUCCCGGGGACGAAUCAGAGGGUGACAAAUCCGACCUCAUUUUCGGCGCAAAAUACACGCAAGCUGCGCUGAAACGCCUAUCAGCGCACCUCCCCAAAGGCUUUAACCUGACGGCUCUAGACGUCUAUGGCAUGCAGAAUUUGUGCGCGUACGAAUACGCGCUUUUUUCCGGCUCGGCGUUCUGCAGCCUCUUCACCGAGGAGGAAUGGUCGGCGUUUGAAUACAUGCUCGACAUUCAGUACUAUGGCGACUACGGGUUCGGGUCGCCUACGGGUCGUGCGCAUGGUGUUGGCUAUGUGCAGGAACUCGCAGCGCGGUUGGAGAAUACUCUAAUAUACUCGAGCGACACUAGUAUCAAUUACACAUACGAUGACAACACUAAACAGUUCCCUCUUGGCCAGCCAUUCUACAUGGACAUGUCGCACGACGAUACCAUCGUCGGCGUGACCACAGCGCUAGGCUUGGACUACUUCAAAUUCAGCGACCAUGGUCUUCCAGCCAACGUAUCCUCGCCGCCAGCGAGUCGAAACUUUCGAUUGAAUAAAAUGACGCCGUUUGGCGCACGCUUUGUGUCGGAGGUCUGGACGUGUCCGGCCAAUGACUCGUCGGUUUUCACAGAUCUGACGCCGGUUAUCUACAAGAAUCCGGAUUUGUCGGAGGCGAAGGGCACGGCGAGGUACAUUCGGUUCGUGUUGAACGAUGCGCCGGUGCCAGUGGAUGGGAUCAAGGCUUGUGAGAACGCGGUGAAUGGGUUUUGUGCCGUCAAGGAUUUUCUGAAGGAUGUACCGCACAUGGUUAAGGAGUCGGACUAUCAGAGGGCUUGUUUUGCGAAUUAUACGGUUUCUGGGCAGGUUGGGAAUGGCCAGCCGCCUAGCGAGGAAUAG
Talaromyces proteolyticus is the source of this 1602-nucleotide messenger RNA. Its product is annotated as putative extracellular phytase. The record is from RefSeq and is a predicted model, not a curated record. The coding region runs from base 1 to 1602 and encodes 533 amino acids. Gene Ontology annotation, molecular function: acid phosphatase activity. The transcript has 3 exons. Lineage: Eukaryota; Fungi; Ascomycota; Eurotiomycetes; Eurotiales; Trichocomaceae.